GACUUCCCCAUAUUCAACACACGAGUACCUUUCUUAGCAAGAGCCCUCGUGGAAAACGGCUUGGCUUCAGUAAGACGGCGUUUGGUGGGUGCCUUUGGAGCCUGACCCCAUCCAACAGUUCGUAUGGAAUUCAAUCUGUCUUCAAGUCACAGUGAUGGCACCACAUCGUUGCAUGAGACCAGCUGCCCACUGAAAGUCACCGAGGACAUCUGGUUCGGAUGCUGUUCCUGCACCUAUAUCACCAGAGAUCAACGUGUAAUUUUGAGCCACCUGGCUGCCCAUGGUGAUGAACAAUCCAAGUGUCAGCAUCCUCCCACAUCUGGCUCUAAGUCACAAGUGCUCAGUAACACUCAAAAGUGCAAGACUGAAAAGCCAUUUAAGUGCAAGCUUUGCCCCCGACAGUUUGCUAAUAAUUCCCUUCUGACCUAUCAUAAUCGAGCACACACUGGUGAAAAGCCAUUUAAGUGCAUGCAAUGCCCCAAAGCCCUUGCUCAAAAUUUCCUUCUGACCCGCCAUACUCAAACACACACUUGUGGAAAACCUUAUAAGUGCAAGCUGUGCCCCAAAGCAUUUGCUCACAGUAAAAGUCUGAUCUACCACAAUCGAACACACACAGGUGAAAAGCCAUUUAAGUGCAAGCUUUGCCCCGAAGAGUUUGCUCAUUAUUCUCUUCUGACCUACCAUAAUCAUUUGCACACUGGUGAAAAGCCAUUUAAGUGCAUGCAAUGCCCCAAAGCUUUUACUUCAAAUUCCCAUCUGCAAAGCCAUAAUCGAAUGCACACUGGUGAAAAGCCAUUUAAGUGCAAGCAGUGCCCCCAAGCCUUUACUCACAAUUCCUCUCUGAGAAAUCAUAAUCGGAUGCACACUGGUGAAAAGCCAUUCAAGUGCAAGCGGUGCCCCCAAGCCUUCGCUCAGAGUAGCAAUCUGAUCUACCACAAUCGAAGACACACAGGUGAAAAGCCAUAUAAGUGCAAGCAGUGCCCCAAAGCCUUUACUCAAAAUUCCUAUCUGAUAAAGCAUAAUCGAAUGCACACUGGUGAAAAGCCAUUUAAGUGCAAGCAGUGCCCCCAAGCCUUUGCUCAUAAAACGAGUUUGACCCGUCAUCGAAAACAGUGUUCAAAGGGAGACGAGGGUCUCUAACUUUUUAUUUUUUCAUUUAUUGUGUUGAAACUCUCAGUAGCGAUUUGAAAUCUGCAAUUAGUUUUAAGAUAAUUUUUCUAGGUCCUAACAUCAAUGCAUUUAUAAUUUCAUUUAGGUCCUUAUGGGUCGUUAGCAUAAUUCAGAAUAUAUCAGAAUUUUUUAGAGAAUUGGAUUCACCAAGACAUGUGUUGUGCAGUAAUGCUAUUUUUGUUGCUUUAUAUAUCAUACAAUUUUAAUUAUUAAGUGCCAAGUAUUAAUUAGUCGCUAACGACCCAUAAGGUGGGUCCAAUUAAAAUUACAAAAUUAUUGAUAACUCAGAAUGUAGUAUUGCUAUUGAAAACUAAUUACACAUCGGAAAUCAACACUGAGAAAUACAUUUGUACACUAAAUUUCAAUAAAAUAAACAAAAAAAUAAAGAAAAAAAUGAAUACCCUUGU
This is a messenger RNA of Ixodes scapularis (black-legged tick), 1577 nucleotides long. RefSeq names its product zinc finger protein 525-like. Bases 124 to 1140 code for a protein of 338 amino acids. NCBI's taxonomy places the organism in Eukaryota, Metazoa, Arthropoda, Arachnida, Ixodida, Ixodidae. Gene Ontology annotation, cellular component: nucleus. The transcript is spliced from 3 exons. Gene Ontology annotation, molecular function: RNA polymerase II transcription regulatory region sequence-specific DNA binding; DNA-binding transcription factor activity, RNA polymerase II-specific. Gene Ontology annotation, biological process: regulation of transcription by RNA polymerase II. The record is from RefSeq and is a predicted model, not a curated record.